Ilex paraguariensis (yerba mate) is the source of this 165-nucleotide messenger RNA. Lineage: Eukaryota; Viridiplantae; Streptophyta; Magnoliopsida; Aquifoliales; Aquifoliaceae. The record is from the annotation of a GenBank genome assembly.
AUGUGUCAGGUGAAGAGUCCUCUCAAGGGGACCUGGUCACCAAUGACAUGUGUUGAGCGAUUGGGACUCCAAGGGGAACCAACUAUCAAGGACACGUGUCAAGCAGAGAAUGCCCUGGAGGGACUUGGGUGUCGAGGACAUGUGUCGAGCAAGCAACGCUUCGGG